AUGGCGGCUCCUGUGCUGCCUGACCUGGACACCGCUGAGGGGAGGGCCGAGGCCAUAAGACUCCUGGACCCAGACUUCCAGGGGUUGCUUGAAAGGAAGGGUCUGUCAGACAGACUCCAAGGCACACUGUCGAACGCAGGGGUUCGUAGCAUCAGCCUGUUUUCAGUCAUUGGGGACACGGCUGCGGAGGUCAGGACCUUUGCGGUGGACCACUGCAACUUGGAUAGAGGAAGGGAUGUGGUAGCAGUGGCCGGUAUGAUCGAUGCAUGGCAGGCCAGCAAGACCAGGAUGGCCACGAGAAACCAGUCGGAGGCCGACGCCGUGAAUGCAUCGAUACCACCGCCGCUGAAUAAGGCAGAAGCCCAAGACCUGCGGGUGCGCUUCGAGCAGCUGCAUUACAAGUUGGAGGACAAGGUCACGCCGUCCACCGGCACUCUGGAGCAGCUGUUCGAACAGAUCGAGACAGGUGAAUGGAAGAGGAUGUCCCUGGUGAUGUUUCUCAGCAGGGACGAUGCAGACUCGGAACCGAUGGCCGCGACCCUGGACAAGAACGGCACCGUGCGGGUCAAGAAGGGCUAUGGAGAGAGCAAGCCACCAAAGUCCGGGGAGGAUCUUCGACAGAGGGUCAAACUCCUCGGACACACCUACCUGUUCGCGCAGUUGAAAUUCCCCAACAGACAUGAGUUGAGGAAUAUAGGUCCCAACUUGUUUCACAAGUACGCUGACUUUCUCCUUGGGGAACACGUCAUGGGACUUCAGGCAAAGGACUCGCGUGGUGAAGUCGUGGCAACGCCAAGCUUGGAGCUGGUGUUGAGUUAUGAGUUCCAAGUGAGGAAACUGAUGGUGAAGUAUAUGAACGAGGGCACAGAGAUGGUGCAGGCGUUGGAAGACGCGAUGAAGGACCCCACCAUCAAAGAACGGUAUUUCCUCACACCAGCCGCCCUUGAUGCAGCCAUGAGCGGAAGGGAUCAGGGCAGGAAGUCAAGGUCUCCCCGGAGAGAACGCUCUCGGGAGGAAUCAUACCCCAGGGGAUCGCAAUCCUUUGGGAAGGGCAAGGGAGGCAAGGGACGCAAGGGCAAAGGAAAGUCCAUGCACACGAAGGCUCCCUCCCCCUUGGGUGCAGAGGAUGACAAGACAAGGAGGGACACAGUUCAGGUGACAGAAGGGUCAUCUGAAGUUUUGGAAGAGACCGCAGUUGACCACAAGAACAGCGGUAGGGGCCCAGGCAGGGCCGAGAUUCCUUCAAGUUUCACCCUGAAGGUACUCUACCUCUUCGCAGGGGCGGAGCGUAAGACGUCUGUGGUCGAAUGCUUGCGUCGUCUGACAAAAGAUGCGGGCUGGGAACUUGAGGCGCAUGAGAUUGACCUCAAAAGAGGCCCACCGCCUCUUCGAAGCAAGGCCUGGGGUCCAUGCCAGUGGCCAGUCAUGGACGAAGACAAUGUUUACCAGGGACCUCUGGAACGCAAUUGCCAGUGCAAAGUGACGAUGUCGCUGGCAAGAAAAGAAGAAGAUGAAGGGUUCCGCACCUCCGGAACCGAUGUAUACCCACCAAAGCUGGACCUGGGUAUAGCAGAAGCACUGAUGUCACAUAUCCAGACAGCCUUGGACGCUUCCUCCAAGGAGGGGGAAGGGGAAUCAUCCAAGGAGGCUGACACAGAGGAGGUCUCUACAAGAAAGGAUUGUAAAGACGACACGAAGAAGGAGCGUGUGACAAAGAUCCCUGUAGAAGAGGAGUACAGGGAUCAAGAGGAAGGAGUCCCCGUGUAUGAGGAUACGGGGUUCAGAGGGACGGCCAAACGACCCAUCAAAUGCUACUACAAAGGCCGUCAUAGGAGAAGGCCGAAUGACAGGGAAUCGGAGGUGAACUUCAGGCGACUGAAAUGCAUGCUUGAGGCCGUGGGCGAUGUGGACCACUCAUGGCUGGAAGAGGUUGCGGAAGAAGGAGUAUGCUUGGGGGUAGACGAAGAGCUACCCAGGGUACCAGAGGUAUUCGAAGAAAAGGAAAAGUGGAAUCUUAGUUUCACGGAAGAAGACUUUCGUGACACGCUUGCGGACAACUACAAGUCUGCCGAGGAUAACUCGGUGGACAUAGCAAGACAGGUGGCGGAGGAGGUCGAGAGGGGCUCGAUCAUCAGGAUGAGUCUGAAAGAGGCUGAGAAGAAGUAUGCGGGAAGGUUGGCGAUAGCCGCACUUGGGGCGGUCCCGAAGGAGCAGGGAUCGGAUGUGGUGAGGAUCGUCCACGACGGUUCAUAUUCGGUGGAUGUGAACCAUCGGAUAAAGGUCAGGGAUCGCAUGAGAUUCCCGACAGUGGAUGACGCGGCAGGGGUGCUCAUGCACCUAGAGGAUCAGGCAGAAGAGGAGAAGGGCCUGGUCAGGUUUUCUAUGUUAUAUGAUGUGGCAAGAGCUCAUAAGCUCUUGCCGGUGAAGGAGAAGGACUGGGGUUUGCAGGCCUUUAGGCUGCCAGGCAAAGAGGAGGAGAUGAAGGAAGAGGUCUUCCUUCAUACGAGAGGCACCUUUGGAAUAGCGUCAGCAGCAUACUGGUGGCAGAGGCUGGCCGCUGGCGUUGUCCGCCUAGGGCACGUUUUGGCAGGGGUGGAGCUUGGCAUAUUACACCUGCUGUUUGCCGAUGACGGUUGGAUGGUUGCCACGGGAGGUUUCUUUUGGAGGAAACUGCUCUUCUGGCUUUUCAUUUUGGAUCUGUUGGAGAUUCCUCUCUCUUGGAAGAAGGUGAGAGGGGGGGUCAAAGUCCAAUGGAUUGGUUACCAGAUCGAUGUGCAGAUGUUCGAGAAAGGAAUCUCGAGCAGGAAGGUGAAAUGGGUCGAAGAAUGGAUCAGCAGUCAUCUGAUCUCAGAAGGAGUGGUCGGAAGAGAUCUCCGAUCAGCAUUGGGGAGGUUCGGAUUCGUCGCAGGUGCUUUGCAUCAUGUCCGACCCUUCCUCGGCCCGCUGUUCGCGUGGUCGGCAGUACUUGCUCCAGGGACAUUUGCCAAGUUCCUGGAGGCGAUAAGGAUCCUGCUGGAAUAUGUGAAGAUGCAGAUCUCCUUGGAGUCAAUGUGCAAGCCAAGGAGAGUAAAAGAAAGGUCCCGCGAGGCGUUCAGAGUGGAUGCCAAGGCAGAAGGCGAGUGCAUUGUGAUCGGGGGAUGGGAGAUCCCUCGAGGGAGCUCGAAUGAGAAAGAAAGAUGGUUUUCCAUUCGUCUGAAUAGACGCAAUGCACCGUGGGCCUACAUGAAAGGCGAACCAUUCCGAAACAUCGCAUCGCUGGAACUGACUGCAGUGCUGGUAGCAGUUAUCCUCUUUGGGGACAACUUGGUGGACGACGAGGGUAUCAGCACGUUGACGUUGUCUGCCAGCACGGACAACCUGGGAAACACAUACGUGUUGCAGCACUUUAUGUCUUGUAAGUAUCCUCUCUCGAUAGUUGUUAUGGAACUAGCCAUGCAACUCAAGAAGUGCAACCUGGAAUUGGAUCUGGGUUGGGUGCCAAGAGAUCAGAACACCGAAGCAGAUGCACUCACGAAUAGCGAUUUCUCAGGCUUCCUGCCCGAGAAAAGGAUCGAGAGAAACUUCGAAGACAUACAGUUUGAAGUCCUAGACCAGCUUGUCGAGAAAGCAGGAGAACUCGACAAAGACAUCAGGCUAGCAAAGUCUUCGAAGGAGCUGAAGGGCGAUAGGCCUGAAGAAACGAUCCGCAAGAGAAAGCGGGGUCAAACUAGAUGGGAAGAUCCAUGGUGA
Cladocopium goreaui is the source of this 3729-nucleotide messenger RNA. The record is from the annotation of a GenBank genome assembly. Lineage: Eukaryota; Dinophyceae; Suessiales; Symbiodiniaceae.